Fusarium coffeatum is the source of this 954-nucleotide messenger RNA. RefSeq lists its product as uncharacterized. Gene Ontology annotation, cellular component: SAGA complex. Gene Ontology annotation, molecular function: transcription coregulator activity; protein heterodimerization activity. The transcript has 2 exons. Bases 1 to 954 code for a protein of 317 amino acids. Lineage: Eukaryota; Fungi; Ascomycota; Sordariomycetes; Hypocreales; Nectriaceae. The record is from RefSeq and is a predicted model, not a curated record. Gene Ontology annotation, biological process: transcription by RNA polymerase II.
AUGGCGGAGAACAAGGCAUACAAAUACCGCCAGGAAAUCAGUCAAAUGAUGUACGUUUCUGGCGAAACAGCAGAACCACCUAUCGAAACUACAAGUAUCAUUGAGGAUAUCGUCCGUCAACAAGUCAUAGAAUUACUCCGAAACUGCACCGAGCUCGCCUCGCGUCGCGGAUCAAAAUCUAUCAGCAUCAACGAUCUCAUCUUCCAGAUCCGCCACGACCAAGCAAAAGUCUCCCGUCUGCGCACAUUCCUCUCCUGGAAAGACGUCCGCAAGAACGUCAAGGACUCAGACGACAAGGGCGCAGAUGCCGACAUCGCAGCUGGCGAUGACCCCGUCGCUGCAGGCGAUAACACUACUGAUGAAGCGGCCAAGAAGAACAAAAAGGCCAAAGUCGGCUUGCCGUGGGAACCUUCAUCUUAUUACAACGUUGAAGUGCCGGAGAGAGAGGAUGAGGAGGAUGAGGAAGAGGAGGAGAUGAAUUAUAUUACGCUGCAGAGAUUGCGGAAGGCUGAUGAGCGUACGAAGGCUAUGACGAAGGAGGAGUAUGUUACGUGGUCUGAAUAUCGACAGGCGUCGUUCACAUACCGAAAGGGUAAGCGAUUCAGAGAGUGGGCAGGCUUUGGCAUCGUCACCGAUAGUAAACCGUCAGAUGAUAUCGUUGAUAUCCUCGGUUUCCUGACAUUCGAAAUGGUCCAGACCCUAACGGAGAUGGCACUCAAAGUCAAAGAGCAAGAGGAUCUGGCGAGAGCCCAGAAUGGAAGAGACAAUGUUGGCACAGCGAAGAAGCGAAAACACGAGGGUGCAUUGUUUGACUUUCCCAGUGAGGGCAAGAUGCCGAUCGAGCCUCGUCACGUCCAGGAAGGCUCUCGUAGGCUGCAGCAGCGACCCAAGAAGUCAAGGGCUAUGCUCAACGGGACUCGAAUUUCACAACAUACGCCUCUCAACAUUUUCUAA